This is a messenger RNA of Cucurbita pepo subsp. pepo (vegetable marrow), 1218 nucleotides long. RefSeq names its product ACT domain-containing protein ACR11. NCBI's taxonomy places the organism in Eukaryota, Viridiplantae, Streptophyta, Magnoliopsida, Cucurbitales, Cucurbitaceae. The record is from RefSeq and is a predicted model, not a curated record. Gene Ontology annotation, cellular component: chloroplast stroma; chloroplast thylakoid membrane.
UCAAAAUGUUCUCCCAUUUGGGUUCUUCCCUCUAACUCCUUUUCAUUUUCUUUUCCUUCCUCUCUCAAUUUUUGCUUCUGGGUUUCCGAUUUCCUUGCUCUCAAUCACUAUGGCUGUGGCUAUGGCUUCUUGGACCUCUGGGCUUCACUCCAAUCGCAGUUCUUGGACCCUCAAAUCCUCUGAACCCCGUUUUGCUAAUGGGGUUUUCACCAAGGGUUCCAUCGCUUUUCAGACUAAAUGUUUCUGCCUACUUCAGAGCCGAAGAUGGUGUUCUUCCACCAUGAAGAGCAUUCCACGAGCUUCAUCAGCUACAGCUGUUCAGGAGGAUGGAAGUAACGGUGAUACUGAUACAAUUCCAACGCCCAUAGUUAUAAUAGACCAGGACUCUGAUGAAGAUGCAACUGUGGUGGAAAUAACCUUCGGCGAUCGGCUUGGAGCUCUUCUCGACACGAUGAAUGCUCUGAAAAACCUGGGGCUGAAUGUUGUGAAGGCGAAUGUCUUUUUGGAUUCUUCUGGAAAACACAACAGAUUUUCCAUCACGAGGGCAGAUACUGGAAGGAAGGUAGAUGAUCCAGAGUUGUUAGAGGCAAUUCGUUUGACAAUUAUAAGCAACUUGAUUGAGUAUCAUCCGGAAUCAAGUGCUCAGUUAGCAAUGGGAGCUGCCUUUGGGGUUCUGCCACCAAAACAAGAGGUUGAUGUGGACGUUGCUACGCACAUAAGCAUACGAGAUGACGGUCCUGACCGAAGCUUACUGUAUGUGGAGACAGCUGACCGACCGGGAUUAUUGGUCGAUCUUGUGAAGAUCAUCACUGACAUAAACGUCGCAGUCGGAUCUGGAGAAUUCGACACCGAGGGAUUGUUGGCUAAGACCAAGUUUCAUGUGAGCUAUAGGGGCAAAGCCCUGAUCAAACCUCUUCAGCAGGUUAUAUCAAAUAGUUUACGAUAUUUCUUGAGGCGACCGACAACAGAGGAGGCGAGUUUUUAAGCCGUCGUCAGGUAAACCGAAACCAGGAUAUUAAACUUGCAGAAAUAUUGUGUAUUUAGACUGUACCAUGUACGCCCUGUUGUUGUUGUUGCUGCUGCUGCUGCAGCAGCAGCAUACGCAAGAAAUACGCAAGAAAUGUACGAGCGUGUUGUUUAAUACUAAAUGAGUACUUUUAUUUGCAAAUCUAUUAAAAACACCCGGAUCGGAUCGGAUCGGGGUGGAGAGUAUAUGAA